This is a messenger RNA of Oppia nitens, 7014 nucleotides long. RefSeq lists its product as uncharacterized. The coding region runs from base 52 to 7014 and encodes 2320 amino acids. The transcript has 22 exons. NCBI's taxonomy places the organism in Eukaryota, Metazoa, Arthropoda, Arachnida, Sarcoptiformes, Oppiidae. The record is from RefSeq and is a predicted model, not a curated record.
UGUAAUCAUUAUUAUUUAAUUUUGACACUGAAAUGACUUAGUUAUCAACUAAUGUUAAAUAAAUACUUUAUAUGCAAAAUGUUUUAUAAAUAUUUGUUUUAUUUUCUAUUAGUGUUUUCAGCAAUAAUUAUAUUGAUCUCUGCUAAAGGGGAACUGGAGAUAGAUCCCGGCGACUGGCAGGUCAUCGGUAAAGGAUGGGCUCAACAGGACUAUAUCGAUGAGAUUAAUGGAUUGAAACGACAAUAUUUUUAUGAUAACAAUAAUGCCAAACAUCAAUAUGAUAUCACUAUCACAGAAGCAUUCAUAGAUAAUAAUAAACAAAAAGACCCGGAACAAUUAAUUCGAGUAUCAUUUAAAUUUUGGUGUUGGUACGAGAGUGGUAAUAUAGAUUCAAUUGAUGUAAUCUAUGGACCCGAUCAAAAACUGUUGUUUGAUAAAAUUAAAUAUCGCUAUUGUCAAACUGACCUAGACAAAUUGGAAUGGCAUUCAUUGUAUUAUAUAGUUUCACAAAAGGAUCUUAAUAAAUUUAAAAUAGAAACCAAUUUCAAAGUUCAAAUGAAACGUUUUAUAGCUUUUAAAGAUUUUGAAAUUACAUAUGAGAUAAAAGAAAAACAAACUUCUGUAUACAAUAUUAAAACUAAUAGAAAUUUAAUGACAAACACAACAACAAUAACAACAACAAAAUCCAAUAUAACUAAAAACAAUGUUAACAAUUUAGAGGAUGAAAUAGAUAUAGUUUAUAAUAAUUGGGCAAAAAUUAAGCCACGUGUUGACCCUGGUCAUAUUAUUUAUUUCACACCCAAAUGUAACAAUUACUGUACAGUAAGACUAUUGAAUGAUAAAUCAAUUAAAACGGCUAAAAUUUCAAUGAGUUAUUACUUUGAGGAAAAGGGAUCAAUUGAAAUAAAUGGAUGGACUGAUAAAAUCAAUGUUCAAACAUCUCAAUGGAUACAUAUUGAUGGCCAAAUUGAUUUGAAUGAAAAAUCAUUUGAAAUUAAGGUUAAACCGUCACUAAUAGACGGCAAGUCUUUUGCACAAAUUAUGAAUAUUAAAUUAACCAAUAUUGAGUACAUUACAGGAGUGUCGGAAACAGAAAUUGAUUGUAUGAUAAAUAAUAAUAAAUGUAAAAUUAGUGAAAAUAGUUUCUGGAUUGAUAUAACUAAAGUACCGAUUGAUAGUGAAUCUAAAUAUUAUUAUAUGCCAUACAAUACGGAUAACUCAAUUGUUAUCAAUCAAAAUAAAGACGAUUUAAAUGAAAAAGAUUAUUGUCUUGAAUUCGGUUAUCUAUUGACCGAAAAAAUUGAUGUCGAAAUAUAUGUAAAUUAUAACGUAUGGGACGUUAAAAAUAAAGAUGAAUUUACCAUGAUCAAACCAAUUUAUAACAAUUGGCACUCAAGUAGUAUUUGUUUGCGUGAUUUAAUAGCUGUUAAGGCAAAUAUGUUUAACUUUACAAUUAGUGUCAAUCAUAUGUCUGUUAAUGAGAUUAUAUUUUUACGUAAUAUUAAUGUAAAACCUAAUAAUGAGCCUAAAGUAAUUGAAUCAAUCAAUUAUUUAACUAAUGUUAAUGAAUGGAAACAAAUUGUACAUGAUAAAUCAGAGUUACUUAAUAUUACUUAUAUUGACAAUAAAUAUGAAUUCACAGGUAAAGUGAUGAACAAAUUACAUCAAAACGCCUAUUUAAGCAGUGAUUGGUUUAAAUAUCAUAAAGAACUUAAUAUUAAACCACUUGAAUAUUGGGUAACAGUUACAGAUGAGAAAACAUUUAACUAUUUUACAAUCAGACCCAAAGUGUGCGACUGGUUGUCCCAUUGCGAGGACGUUAUUGUCAAAUAUGAUACUACAAGUCAGCAAACAAAACAAAAAUAUACCUAUCAAUUGCGCAAUAGAACCGCAGAUGAAUCCAAUUUGUUUAUCAGAUUAAUGUAUUAUAUAGAGUACUAUAAACCACAAUAUAUUAUAGAAGAUACACAAGUGGAUGAUGUUAUGUUUACAAUUGAAAACAUACAUUUAGGACAACCUAUUAAAGAAUGCAAUGAUAUAGGAACUGACAAAAUUAAACAACAAAUAUUAUUAUUGCCAAAUGAUAACACUAUGUGCUAUUGUAAAGAAAAUUGGAUGGGAGAUAAAUGCGAUACAUUUGAUAAAUGCUAUGAAAUUAUUGGCACAAAAGAUCAAACAGUUAAAGAUGAGUGUGAAAACAGUGGCGGAGUUUGUGUUUCUGAUGGCAAAAAUGAUUACAAGUGUGUCUGCGCUAAAUCAAAUCAACAAAAAAAAUGUACAGAUCAUAAAUUUAAUAAUAAUUCAAAAAAUUGGAAUAUUGAGAACACAUCUAAAAUGUUUCCGACAUCUAAAACUGAUAAUCUAUUGAUACUUGAUUUUGAUAUCGAAAAUAUCAACAAUUAUGACAUACAACUUACCAUAAAUUACAUAAACAAACUACCGGUAAAUGAUAUGAAAAUGACAAUAGCAUACCGUUCCCAUGAUGGUACAGGCAAACCGGUUUAUAUAUUACAAAAUGAACCGAUUGGCAUAAAAAGUGACAGUAAAUCUGAAAAUCCAAUUAAAAUUGAGUUAAAUAAUUUUGUGGAAAAAUUAACGAAAACAUUUAAAAUUGAAUUGAAUUCAACAUGGUUGGAUGGAGAAAUUGAGAAUGAUAAUUUUUAUUUAAAAAACUUUAGUAUUAAGAUAACUAAGAAAAUAGAUAAUAGUCUAACAUUUUUAAAACAUUGGAGUUUAUGGAGUAAUCCACCAAAUGAUAAUCCAGUGUUUCAACAAAAUUGGUUUACCAAUAGUUUUGUUGAACAACAUGAUAAAAAAGAACCGUUAAGUUAUAAAUAUACAGGCACAGCAACGAAAACAUGGAGCACAGUUAUGUUGUCGAGUCCAUGGAUUAAAAAUGGAGAUUUUUCAAAAACAAAAAACUCAUACAAUCUUAAUAUAAUUAAACAUAAUAAAGACAAAGUGGAUCUUAAGAUUAAUCAACAUUAUGUUUACCAAACCAAUGAUUUAACAGUUAUUGAUGUGACAAAAAAUAUUGAACUUAAAGAUCAAACUAUUGUUGAUAUUAAUAUACCCAAUGAUAACAUACAAUACGAAAGUUUUAGACUUUACUUUGAAGUCACUUACAAAUUGAUUACAGCUGUAAAUAAUAAAGAUAACGAAGAAGAUCUAAAAGUUGAAUUGAAUAUCGAGAAACUUAGUUUAGGUGACGGCUGUAUAAAUCAAAAUACUGAUACUUUGCGUGAUUGCAACGGUGGCAUAUGUGACAACACUGGUCCCGGCAGUUAUCAAUGUAAAUGUAUCAUUGGUUUUGGUGGCAUUGAUUGUCAAAUUGAUACUUGUAACAAAGAUGAACUAGGAAUAAAACGUUAUGAUUAUUGCAAACGAUUUGCUGCAAAACUCGGAACUGAUUCUAAAUGUAUACCAAUUAGUGAUUCCAAUGGUUUUCAAUGUGAAUGUUUGACCAAUGAAUUUGUAUGGUUUGCAACCAAUAAAAGAUGUUCUCGACUGGCCUAUGAAACGCACCGGCAGUCAUGUCAAACAAAAAACUGUGAUGUAUUAACAAUGGAUAAUAAAAAUAUUAGAUUAUCUCACCCGGAAUUACCACAACUAAAUCACGCAUACGAUGAACAAAAUCCAUAUUAUUUUACUGAUAAAACCAAUGAUAUACUUAAAUUCAAAAUUACCGGAUUAAAAGAUACUGACGAUAAAUGUUUUAGAUUUAAAUAUAUGUUAAAUAAAAACUCAAAACUAGGCAUAGCUUACGAAUCUAUGAAAACUCUAGACCUAAUUGAUACAGUCAUUGAUAACAAUGCUCAAUGGUUUCCACAAACAGGAUUGGGUCAACGUAUAUGUGCUAAUCAGUUAAGCCAUAGUUUAGCAGAAAAUUUUGCCAUUAAUUUUAAGGCUUAUUUACCCGAUAAUGGAUUAGUGGUCAUACAGAAAGCCGAAGAGACAGAUCCAGAUCCGCAACGUUUAAGUGAAAAAAUUCACUAUUUGUCCCAUUGGAACAAUACUUCAGAUUUUAAUAAAUAUUGGUCAUUGAAUAUACCGGAAAAAUUUAUUAUCUCUGGUGACAAUCAAUUUAAAUUUGAUAUUAACAAACAAGAUUCUCAUCAAAAAGUUUAUUUAUUAAGCAAUUGGAUUAAACGAUUCAGCGAUGACACGGCUCAGACAAUUAAAUUGAGAUUUAAAUAUCUAAAAAAUGAUAAAAAUAAAAACUACCAAGUUGACAUUUAUAGAUUCAAUGCUAACAUGGUAGCGGGUCAUAUCAAAAAAAUUGAACCACAUGCUGAACCACAAUCAGUAGACAUCGAUGUCGAUGACAAUUAUUUUAGAGUCGGAUUUGUAUUUGAUAACUAUACUGAUAUUAAUAGUAACAAUGAAAUUAUAUUGUCAUCAAUCGACCUGGGUGAUUCGUGUGUUAAUAAUUCAUUAAUAAGAUAUAAUUGCGAUAAAAGAGGUAUUUGUCAGCCAAAAUCAUCCACACAUUCACAAUGUAAUUGCUAUAAUGACUACGACGGCGAUAACUGCCAAUACGAUAAUAAUUGUAAUAUAGGGGUUAAAAUAAUUGGUCAAACAGAUGAAAUGAGUGGCACAGAUUAUUGUAAUAAACAUUGUAAAAAAUGUCACAAAGAUAAUUCAUGUAUUAAUUUGGGUAAACUCAAAAAAUCGGAUGAAAGACCAUUUAUGUGCAAUUGUACUGAAAAAGCAUUUUGGGAUUUAUAUAGUUUUGAUUGUAGAGAUAGUCCCAAAUGUUCAUCGGAUUUAUGCGAUUAUAAGAAAUCCUUUUGUGUGGACAAUGAAAUUGAUGGACCAAAAUGUAAACCACUUGAAGGUUAUAUUAAUAUAAUUAAAGAUGGAAAAGAUAAGAUUGAACCAAUAAAUCUAUGCAAUACUGAACACCGAUUGAAAUUGAAUUAUGAAAAAGAUCCCUGUGCUGACAAAAAUGCCGUAUGUGUUGCUUAUGGAUAUAAAAAGGAUGAAUAUUUAUGUAACUGUCCACAAAACUAUAAGAAAGAAAAAGUGACUGGUACUCCGGAACGGGAGGCAACGUGCAAGUCAAUUGUAUGCAUGUAUCCAACAUUAAACAAAUGUAGCCAACGGUGCAUAGAUCUAAAUGAGCCAAUUAGCGAUACAUUAGGCUAUAAGUGCGAGUGUGUGAACAAUGACUUAUAUGAAUUGGACAGUAGUGACAGAGUUACAUGUAAACUAAAAGAUGGUAAAACAUGUAAUGAAAAAUGUACAAAAGCUACCGAUGCUUUUUGUGACAAUGCCGGAAAUUGUCAGUGUAGAGAUGGUUAUAGAUUUGAUAUAGAUAAAUGUGUGCCUGAUGUGAAUCAUUUUAAACUACUGUGCCCGGAUGGCAAAGUUAAACCUAAUUCAUUUGAAUGCGAUUGCAGUGGUAUCUAUGAGAUCGAUGAAAACACAAAACUAUGUCGACUAAAGCCAAUUUGCGGAACUGGAGGAAUGGGUCGAAAGGAUUGUGACAACAAAGAAGCCGUUUGUGUCUAUAGAAAGGAUAAUGAAUAUGAAUGUGAAUGUCCUGAAGGAAGUGAUUGGAUUAAUAAUAAGGAAAAAUGUGUCUAUAAUUGCAAUAAAACUAUUAGCAAUACUAUGGAUACCUAUAAUUUCAAAUGUAAAUCUAUAGGUGCCGUAUGUAAUCCAAAUAAAGUUAAUGCCAAUGUUGUUGAUACUAAACAAUAUUGUGAAUGCAAUCCGGGAUAUGUAUGGAAUACUAAUGUCGAUCGAUGUGUUGUCAGUGUAUAUACGGCUACAUUUGAACUAACAUUUAAGCCGUUGGACGUGCAAAAGGAACUGGAGAUUAACAAGAAUACACUGACCAGUGGACAGUUUGAUGACAAAUAUAAUUAUGAUACCAAAGGCUUGAAUGCGGAUAUUUUAUCCGCUGUUAAACUCAACGAUCAGAUAUACGAUACUCAAUACACAAAGCUCUGGAAGUUUAAAUUUAAUCGAUAUUUAUUGAGACAAGUGGUGGAUAUCCUACUAAAUGCCGAUUAUAUUCAAAAUACUAAUGAACGAGAACUUAAUGAUUUUGUUGGCAUUAAAUUGUGUCAACCAAUUACAGGUGAGAAGGAAUACCGGUGUGAGAUAACUGUAACACUUGACAAACCUCUUUCAAUGUACGGCAAACUUGGAGAUAAGGCUUCAAAAUUUUGCUACCCGUCCGCCAACUCUGAUACCAAUGAAUGCUAUUAUAUUAAUAUUAUUGAAGACAUGAUUAAUAAGCAAAUUGUUUCCUCUAAUAUACAUAAACCUGAGCAAAUGUUUUCACUAGCAUUUAAUCCAGAUCAAUUUAAACAAAUCGGUGCCAAUAAAUAUAAGCCAUGUAAUGAUGAAACCAAAAAUCUUUGCGAUAAUUACUCUGAUUGUCAUCCGAUUGACGAAAUCGAUAGCUCAUUGUAUAAUUGCAAGUGUAAUGUCAAAUAUUUUGUCAUCAAUGAAAGCAAAGUCAUAGAACAUAAUACAGUUCCUAAUUAUCUUAAGAGUGGGGUACAGGAAAAAUGUUCAGUAAGAGCUGAUUUAUGUGACAAGGGUUGUCCCACUGAACAUAGAGAAUGUUUUCAGAAACUACCCAAUCAAGUGGAUGGCCACUGGGAGGCGCCCAUUGUGUGUAAUUGUUCGACAAAUUAUAAGUUCAAUCAUGAUCAAACACAAUGUGUUGACGUUUGCAAACAUAAUGAGUGCGGAAAUCACGGCAAAUGUAAACACAAGGGUAGGAAUGGUUUUUCGUGUCUAUGCGAUAACGGCUGGAACGGUGACAAAUGCAAUAAUGAGUUUGAGCCGGCACUGGGAGGUUGGAUUGCAGGCAUUGUUGUGUUGGCCGUACUAAGUGCUGUGCUUAUAGGAGUCGCCGCUUUUUUCUUUUGUCGAUCAAAAAAAGCUAAAAAGCACCAUGGUGAAAAUAACAACAACAACAAUCAACACUUAAAUGAAUACAUACCACAGUCAUAUAGAGGUGGCAAUAAUAAUCAAGCAUUUAACAGAGAUUAA